Messenger RNA from Thalassophryne amazonica, 3482 nucleotides. RefSeq names its product metalloproteinase inhibitor 3-like. The transcript is spliced from 5 exons. Gene Ontology annotation, molecular function: metalloendopeptidase inhibitor activity; protease binding. Bases 144 to 779 code for a protein of 211 amino acids. Gene Ontology annotation, cellular component: extracellular matrix. The record is from RefSeq and is a predicted model, not a curated record. Lineage: Eukaryota; Metazoa; Chordata; Actinopteri; Batrachoidiformes; Batrachoididae. Gene Ontology annotation, biological process: negative regulation of endopeptidase activity; negative regulation of membrane protein ectodomain proteolysis.
CGGCAGUCAGUGGACGCUCGAGCGACGCAGAGCCAGAGCCAGAGCUUCUUUGGAGUUUGUUUUCCCCUCCUCACUCCUCCUUUCUGUUGUUGGUGUUUGUACCGCAGCGUUUAUCAGAGCAGACUGUGACACGGUUUGGAGACAUGUACUGGCGCGUGCUCAGCCUGCUGUUCGUCUUCAGCAGCCUGCACGUUCAGCAGCUCGCGGAGGGCUGCUCGUGCAUACGGACGCACCCGCAGGACGCCUACUGCAACUCUGACAUCGUGAUUCGUGCUAAAGUGGUGGGCAAGAAGCCCCUGAGAGAUGGACCGUUUGGAACGAUGCGCUACACGGUCAAGCAAAUGAAGAUGUACAAAGGAUUCGACAAAAUCCAGCAUGUGCAGCACAUUUACACAGACGCUUCGGAGAGUUUGUGUGGCGUCAAGUUUGACAUCAACAAGUACCAUUACCUGAUCACAGGGCGAGUGUACGAUGGCAAAGUCUACACAGGCCUGUGCAACUUCAACGGUAGAUGGGAGCACCUCUCACUUGCUCAGAAGAAAGGCUUCAACCACCGCUACCAGCUGGGCUGCACCUGCAGGAUUAAGCCAUGCCACUACCUGCCCUGCUUCGUGACUUCAAAGAAUGAGUGCCUAUGGACGGACAUGCUUUCCCACUUCGGAUAUCCCGGCUACCAGUCCCGGCACUAUGCCUGCAUCCAGCAGAAGGAGGGUUACUGCAGCUGGUACCGGGGCCUGACCACCCGUGACAAAACCACCAUUAACGCCACAGACCCCUGAACCAAAUGCACCCUGCCCAAAACAACUGCCACCUCCAUGACUCCACCCCUUCCCCCAUUAUUUGUAGAGAAUUAAGACUCUUAAGGCUGAAUGGCUUAGUGGACCGCUCUUUUAAAAGGGGGCACAAAACAUAAAAAUCAUUGACUGUGCCGGUUUCGUAGCACUUCUGAUAUAAAAUGAUAUCAUUUCCUGUUGUCCAGAUCCCCAACAGCUUGGUUUCUGUAUAUUUUUCCAUGAGUGAGUCUUGGCCCCCAAACUUUCUGUAGGGUGAUAAGGCAAUAAAGAAAUUUAAGGGGCCACUAAGAAGUAUGACAUCUACUGAGGAGCCGGGGUAACUGCAACUUCAGUAGCAAUAAUUUCCAAGCAUUUGUACGGUGGCCUGUUGUUAACACAAUUUGAGUCAUCAAUAAGCUAGCUAUCAGAGCAAUGAGAUCCAACAGAACACCUGCUUUAAAAUGCAGUAUUGCACGGCCCAGAGAAGUAACUGAUUCUUCUUCAUAUUAGUAGUAGUAGUAGUAUUAGUAGUAGUAGUAGUAGUAGUAGUAGUAGUAGUAGUAGUAGUAAGCACCCUGCAGUACCUGCUGUAUGUUAAAGGCAAUUUUCUGCAUGGAGGCAAUAAAAGUCAUACUUGUGUUCCCUUUCUACAUCAAAGAUUCUUGAAGUUAUUUGAUGGUCACACUACAAAUUAGGAACAUGAAUUUAGUCCAGGUGAUGUAUUUGAAUGGGCGUGAACUACAAGACUAAAUUAUUCUAUUCAAUAUUUGCUCUCAAAUUUGCAGUUAAACUAAUUUUUGAAUCAGUUUCAUGCUAGCUAGCCAAGCUAGCAGAAAUUGUGAGCUACUGUAUUGACUGGGUAAGACUAGAUGGUUUGUUUGCUAGCUCUGGCGCAGUUGAAAUAAUUACAUGAAGGGAAUGUAUCUGCAAUCUGGCUGUCUUACAGUUAACUGCAAGAUAUAUCAAUCUAUAAUCAAUGGCAGAGCAGAAUUUUUGAAAUUGAGUAUGACAACACUAGCUUGUUUGCUAGUCUGGUAUCAGUACUGUUAAGAUGGGUUGUGAUUGCAUGUCAAAUUCACAUCAAAGAUCAUUUAUAGAUUAUGUGAUUCAGUUUGUACACUGAUAGAAUUAUAUUUAAGUGAAAUAAGAUUAUCGUGUGACCAAACCCUUAAUCAUAACAUGGAAAAUGCAGAUCAGCCAAACCCUACAAUGGAAUACGUUAGUGAUACAAAGCUAAUGUAUCUGCUACAUCAACAUGGAAAAAGUGGAGAAUCUAGAUGUGAGUCCCCAAAUAUGGUAUAAUCCCUGAUAAAUGUACUUCAUAUUUUGUCUACAAAGAAAAUAUUGCAAAUAUUUUUAAUAAUUAUAUUCAGAGUGAAGUAAACAUGUAUUAUCUUAUGUUCAUACUGUACCACACGUCUAUAUGGAUGGCUGAUUCCCUGAAUGUUUGAAGUAUAACUUGAUUAGCAGUUACUGUACAUAAAAAGACACACCUAUUUGAGCACUGAUGAAUAUCAGGAAAAAAGUGUCCGUUACAGUGCCAAGACAGGGGUGACUUGGUGAUCGUUAUUUUUUGGUGUAUAUAACAUAAGCUACAGAAAUGAACUAUUGUUUACUUGAAACCUCUGCAGUACUUUAAUUUAUUGGAGCAACACCGUAAUUGCUUGGUAUAUUGUUAAAAGGUAAUUAAAAAAAACCUACAUUUUGAUAACUUUGUCACCGUCCAGAAUGAAAAAGCAUGUUGACACUGAAGCACUGACUCAACAUUUGUCCUGUCUUUGGCCCAGUUCCAGUACUCUCCCUUCGCCCUACCACUUAUUCGUGCCAAAGGAAGGGUAAGGGUGAAGUGGUAGGGUGAAGGGAGAUUAUUGGUAUUAGACCUAUGAGUUCUUUCUGGCAGAAGUAAAAAUUUUAUGGUACUUCUUUAAAAAAAAUAAAUAAACUACAUUUCCCCCCAAUGGUACGCCAAUUAAAGUUCAAGCAGAGGUUUCAGCAAAUGAGUUAUUUUCUAAGUGUACAUUCAAUCUUUUUUUGUAUUUAACUAUUUGAAACAAGACUAUUGUCACUAAAUGAAUUCGUCUUCACCUAUUCCUGUACCCCCACCAACCUGUGCCCCAUCUUGAGCUCAUUCCAUUAACAGACACAGAUUUGCCUCAAAAGGAAGCCACGGCCGGUUCAGUCGUUUUCUAUCACAUGCGGGACGAUAAUUAUUUUUGCAGCAGUAACACACAGGCAUCACUGAGCACACAGAAGUGUUUACUCAAAGCCAACAGCGGACAUUUUACACAGUGUUUUUGCUCUUCGGUGCCAAAAAAUAAAUAAAAGUUUUUUUUUUUCUGGCUGAGAACAUGUUUUGUUGUUUGUGUCAAUUUCCAAUCAUGCUCUUAUAAGGUACCCUAAAUCACACUGUACUGUAAUACUGUAAUAUGACAUUUUAAACAUUCAACAAAUAUCCCUUUUUUUUUUGCAUAACUAGUCAUCACUGCAACAGCAUAUAUUGCAGUAGAUCUGUUGGUCUUGUGUAGAAAACACCUUAAUUUUCAUUACAGAUUUCAUCCAGAACUCUGUUUUAUGUAUUAAAAAAAAACACUGUACAAAACAAUUUUCUUGUCUUCACGUGUGGGGAUGAGGCUCAUUUCUCCAGCUGUGGCGUUUCUGUGUCGCUCUAUUUGUGGUUCAUGUCAAUGUAAAUAAGCUGCCUGCUUAACA